CUGCUUUUGCUCUGCAUUUUGCAUUUCCCUUCCUUCAUUUCCUUCGAUUUCCAAAGAAGAAACCAUGGCUGAGAUUGCAACCAUUUUUGUCUCUCCCUUCCUUCAAGUGUUUUUUGAAAAAAUGGCAUCUAGUGAGUUCGUUGACUUCUUUCGGCAACGAAAACUCUCCGAUAGACUCCUGAAGGAGUUGAAGACAACAUUCCUGACCCUCAAUGCAGUGUUUGAAGAUGCAGAAGAGUUGCAAGUUACGAAGACUUCAGUGAAAGAGUGGCUUGAUGAGCUGAAAGAUGCAAUCUAUGAUGCAGAGGAUGUCUUGGAUGAGGUUGCAUCUGAAGAGUUGCGAAGCAAGGUACGAAAGUUAUCCAUCUCUGCUUUUCGUAAUUCUUUUGUCAAAGAGAUAGAGCUAAAGAUAAAAAAGGUACUUGAAAGACUAAAAAUUCUAGCACAACAAAUAGAUCUUUUAGGUCUAAGAGUAGGUGUUGGAGGGAAAUUAUCUGAAAGAUUGCCCACAACUUCUUUAGUUGAAGAAUCUGAUAUUUGUGGUAGGAAUGAUGAAAAGGAAGCGAUCAUUAAAAUGUUGCUCUCAGAUGAUGUAAGCAUCAAUGAGAUGUGUAUAAUUGCCAUAGUUGGCAUGGGAGGAAUUGGCAAGACCACCCUUGCUCAGUCUGUAUACAAUAACAACAAGGUGAAGGAGCACUUUAACAUUGAUGCAUGGGUUUGUGUUUCAGAAGAAUUUGACGUGGUCAAGGUAACGAAAACAAUUCUGGAGGCAGUAACUUCGUCAAUUUCUGAUAUUAAGGAUUUAAAUCAGCUUCAACUUAGACUAAAGGAGUGUUUAACGAGAAAGAAGUUUCUACUUGUUUUAGAUGAUGUUUGGAAUGAGACUUAUGAUCACUGGGAGACAUUAUGCAAACCGUUCAAAUAUGGGGCACAAGGAAGUAAGGUAAUUGUAACAACACGUAGUGAUCGUGUUGUAUCAGUAGCUAGAGCAAUGUCUCAUCGUCUAAUGGAGUUACCAGAAGAAGACUGCUGGUCACUAUUUGCAAAGCAUGCAUUCCAUGAUGGCAACUCUAAUGCACAUGGAGAGUUAGAAGUAAUAGGUAGAAAAAUCAUCAAAAAGUGUGGAUGCCUUCCAUUAGCAAUCAAGACAAUUGGUGCUCUAUUAAGAUCUAAACCAGAUGUUGAUGAAUGGGAUAAGAUAUUGAGGAGUGAAUUAUGGGAUUUGUCAAUUGAUGAGAUAGGAAAUAUUCUUCCUGCUCUCAGAUUAAGCUAUAAAUAUCUCCCAUCACAUCUAAAGCGAUUAUUUGCUUAUAGCUCAAUCUUUCCAAAGGAUUAUGCUUUCAAAAAAGACCAGUUAAUCAUGUUAUGGAUGGCAGAAGGUUUCCUCCCGCAAUCCACAAACAAAACAAUGGAAGAAGUUGGUAAUGAGUAUUUCCUCACUCUAGAAUCAAGAUCAUUAUUCCAAAAAUCUAGUAACGACAAGUCACGUUUUAUAAUGCACGAUCUUGUGAACGAUUUAGCAAAAUCUAUAUCUGGAAAUUUUAUUUUAAGGUUGGAGGGUGAUUGUUCUCACGAUAUUGUAAACAAUACUCGCCACAUAUCCUAUUUUUUCAAACAAGAUUUUCAUAGCUUGAAGAAGUUUGAGACCCUUGACAAGGCUAAGAGGUUGCGCACUUUCCUACAUUUUGAUAUGAGAAGUUUCAAAUGGUCCUCCUACUACUUGACCAAAAAGGUAAUACAUGAUUUGUUGACGACACUAAGAUGUUUACUGGUGCUUUCUUUGUCGAGCUACGAGAACAUUACUGAAUUGCCAGAUUCAAUUGGCAAAUUUAAAUAUCUACGUUACUUGGACCUUUCUUUCACUAAUGUGAAAAUAUUGCCUCAUUCUAUAUGUAAGUUGUGCAAUUUGCAAACAUUGAUCUUAUUAAAUUGUAGAGAGCUCGCUUCAUUGCCAAGAGAUAUGCGGAAACUCGUUAGUUUACGUUAUCUUGAUAUUAUCGGAACUGGCAUAAAAGAGAUGCCAAUACAACUUGGUGAAUUAAAAUGCCUCCAGACGUUGACUAAAUUUAUCGUUGGCAAAGGUAAUGAGUUGUGCAUUGGAGAGUUAAAAAAAUUCACAAAUCUUCGGGGAUCGCUUUCAAUAUUGGAGCUCCAAAAUGUUGAAUCUCCUACUGAUGUUCUGAAUGCAGCAAGCUUAAGGGAUAAAAAGUAUCUCGAAGAGUUGGUAUUGGGAUGGAAAGAUGGUAAUAAUUUUUCAGAAAGUCAAAGAAGUGUACUCGAUAGUCUCCGACCCCAUACAAACUUGAAAAGUCUAACUAUUGAAUACUAUGGUGGUAAAAGCUUUUCAGAUUGGGUAGGGCAUCCUUCAUUCUCUAAUGUUGCAUCUCUUUAUCUAGAAAGCUGUAAAUGUUGCAGCAGCUUGCCACCCCUUGGGCAAUUACCCUCUCUGCAAAACCUCUCUAUUGUUGGGUUUGAUGAAGUUGUUAGAGUGGGUCAUGAGUUUUGUGGCAGUAGUUCUUCUUCAGUUAAGCCAUUUGGUUCCCUUAAAGUUCUUAUGUUGAAGGAGAUGCCAAAGUGGGAGGAAUGGGUUUCUUUUGGUGACGAAAAUGGAGGUGGAGCUUUUCCUCAACUUGAGAAGCUUUAUAUUAGGGACUGUCCUAAGCUAAUAGGAGGGUUGCCGGUCCAUUUUUCUUCUUUAUCCAAACUUGAUAUUAUCAAAUGUCCACAGUUGGUGGCUCCGCUCCCAGUAACUCCUACUAUUCGUGAAUUGAAGCUCAACAAUUGUAAUGAGAUAUUGUUAAAGGAAUUGCCAACUGGAAUGGAGAAGCUCGUAAUUGAAGGAUUUAAUGCCCUGGUGUCCUUACCGAAGGGAAUGAUAGACUCGAACAACGGUCUUCAAGAGUUUCAAAUCUAUAAUUGUUCUUCACUUAUGUCCCUUCCAAAUGAUGGUCUUCCCUUUGCAUUAAAAACCCUUGAGAUUAACGGUUGUAAGAAGUUAGAGCUCUCAACAAACUUCGACUACUCAUCCCUUGAAAAAUUGUGUUUGCGGGAUUUCGAUUCUCUCAAGUCCUUUCCAUUAGAUUUAUUCCCAAAGCUUUAUCACAUCGAAAUCAACUGGUGUAGCAAUCUGGAAUCUCUUACCAUUCCAGAACAUUAUGAACAUGAUUUAGUCACCUUGCGGAUUCGUAUCUCUUCUUGCCCUAAUUUUGUAUCUUUUCCAAAAGGAGGAUUGUGUGCCCCCCUCCUUACAUCGUUAUGGAUCAGUUGUUGUGAGAAUCUGAAAUCACUUCCAGAAAAAAUGCACAUACUCCUAUCUCUUGAGAGCUUGCAUAUAGAAUCCUGUCCAGAAGUUGAGUCGUUUCCUGAAGGGGGCUUGCCCUCCAAUCUGAACUCAAUUAUCAUUUGGCAUUGUGAGAAACUCAUUGCGAGUCGGAUGGGAUGGGGUUUGCAGAACCUGCCCAUUCUUAAACAUUUCUCAAUCGGUGGCAAAAAUGAAGAUUUGGAGUCUUUCCCAGAGGCACAGUUGCUGCCCACUAGUUUGACCUUUAUUUCCAUCUGGAACUUUCCAAAUUUGAAAUCUUUGGACAAGAAGGGGCUUCAACACCUCAUUGCUCUUGAAGAUUUGCGUAUCUGGAGCUGCCCUAAGCUUAAGUACAUGCCAGAACAGGGGUUACCUGCCUCCCUUUCUAUUCUAAACAUCUCUGAUUGUCCUUUAUUGAAGAAAGAGUGGCAAAGUAAAAAAGGGAAAGAAUGGCGCAAGAAGAUUGCUCACGUUGAACAGAUAUGGAUUGAUGACGAAGUGAUUGAAUUGAAUAAGCUACAAGAUUUCUCAAAUUUCGGUACGUGA
Molecule: messenger RNA, 3847 nt
Organism: Alnus glutinosa
Lineage: Eukaryota; Viridiplantae; Streptophyta; Magnoliopsida; Fagales; Betulaceae
Product: putative disease resistance RPP13-like protein 1
Exons: 1
Coding region: 65-3847 (1260 amino acids)
Biological process (GO): defense response to other organism
Molecular function (GO): ADP binding
Source: RefSeq, a predicted model, not a curated record